Triticum turgidum subsp. durum (durum wheat) is the source of this 3480-nucleotide messenger RNA. Lineage: Eukaryota; Viridiplantae; Streptophyta; Magnoliopsida; Poales; Poaceae. The record is from the annotation of a GenBank genome assembly.
AUGGCUUGUGCUACUCACCUUCUUCCCAUGUUCAUACUGAUACAACUUUGUUCUCUAGUUGUAUCUACUUCCCAUGCCCAUGAUCAUGGUAACACUACAACUGCUUCUUACUGUCAGCCAGACCAGGCUGCCGCACUUCUCCAAUUAAAGCAGUCAUUCAUCUUCGACUAUUCCACCACCACACUGCCAUCAUGGCAACCAGGUACUGACUGCUGCCUUUGGGAGGGCGUCGGCUGUGGUGGUGGCGGCAGUGUCCGAGUUCUUGAUCUCGGCGGCCGUGGCCUCUACAGCUAUGGCUGCCAUGCUGAGCUCUUCAACCUUACCUCCUUGCACUACCUCGAUCUCAGCAUGAAUGAUUUUGGCGGUUCUCGCAUCCCAGCAGCAGGCUUUGAGAAGCUAUCCAAGCUCACUCACCUCAACCUUUCUUAUUCAGGCUUCUAUGGUCAGAUACCAAUCGCCAUCGGGAAGCUCACGAGCCUCUUAUCAUUGGAUCUUUCUUCGCUGCAGAAUAUAAUUUUCGGGACUCCAUAUGUUCGCUUGAGUGGCUAUAACAAUCUGCUGCUACAAGAGCCCAGCCUUGACACCUUAUUGGAAAACCUCACCAAUCUGAGGGAACUCUACCUUACCGGAGUGGACAUGUCUGGUAGCGGAGAACACUGGUGCAGUGGUCUAGGUAAAGCUGUCCCCAGUCUUCAGGUUCUUAGCAUGCCAUACUGUAAUCUCUAUGGACCAAUCCACUCAUCCAUGGCAAGUCUUCGGUCGCUUACGGUGAUUAACCUCGAGCGUAACCAUAUUUCUGGUGUGGUUCCUGAAUUCUUCUCACACUUUCUCAAUUUAAGUGUUCUUCUACUCAGCGACAACAGUUUCAAUGGCUUGUUUCCUCUGACAAUCUUUCAACUUAGCAAUAUAAGGGAGCUUGAUGUCUCCAUCAACAGUGAACUCUCAGGUUUUUUACCAGAAUUUCCAAAUGGGACUUCGUUGGAGAUUUUGAAUCUACAGUUAACAAAUUUCUCUAGUAUCAAGCUGAGUUAUUUUAGCAACCACCUGUAUCUUAAAGAGCUAGGUCUUGAUGCGAGGUCAAUUUCUGUCGAGGCUAAUGGUUUAUUGUUCAGCAAGCUCAACUCUUUGCAAAAUUUGCAGAUCUCUUUUGCACAAUUUUCUAGGGAGUUAGGGCCACUUUUCGCAUGGAUUGGUAACCUUAAGAAGUUGACAAUCUUGCAACUCUCUUAUUGCUAUUCGUCCAAGAUAAUGCCCCCUUUGAUUGGCAACCUCACCAACUUGACAAGUUUGGAAAUUACUAAAUGUGGAUUUAUUGGGAAAAUACCACUAUCAAUUGGCAACCUCAACAAGUUGACUUCCUUGAAAAUUUCUGAUUGUGCCUUCUCUGGAACAAUACCAUCUUCAGUUGGCAAUCUUAAGAAACUAAGAAGCUUGGUAAUCACUGACACUGGCUUAUCAGGUCGAAUACCAGCAGAUAUUGGACAUCUCAGCAGAUUGAAGGUCUUAAUAUUAGCAGGCUGCAAGUUUUCUGGUAGAAUACCAAGUACAAUUGUUAACUUGACUCAACUCAUUGUGGUGAAUCUUUCACAGAAUUUCCUCCGAGGAGGGAUUCCAACAUCUCUAUUCACUUCUCCAACAAUGUUAAUGUUGGAUUUAUCAUCAAACCAACUUUCUGGACAAAUACAAGAGAUUGAUACACUAGAUUCACAGUUAACAUUGGUUUUUUUGAGUCAAAAUAAAUUUAGUGGAAAGAUUCCUGCAUCAUUCUUUAUACUCACAAAUUUGGUGGGCCUUGAUCUUAGCUCAAACAACAUAACAGGUUUGGUACAAUUCAGUUCACUCUGGAGGUUACCAAAGCUUGCUUAUUUGGGUCUCUCAAACAAUAGGUUGUCUGUCUUGGAUGGAGAAGACAACAAAUCAGCAGUGCCCUUACUACCUAAACUCUCAAUUUUAGUACUUGCGUCUUGCAACAUGACAAAAAUUCCUUAUUUAUUGCGGCAUAUUAAUCAUCUCCAAGUAUUGGACCUUUCAAGCAACAAAAUACAAGGGACAGUACCCCACUGGAUAUGGGAGAAAUGGGAUGAUAGCCUUACACAAUUGAAUCUUUCAAACAACAUAUUCACACAUAUGCAACUCGCUUCAUAUGUUCUCCCAUACAACCAUUUGAGAUCUCUAGAUUUAAGUUCCAAUAGACUUCAAGGCCAGAUUCCGAUGCCAAACUUGUUGACAGCGGUUUACACCAACACACAAUUCCUGGAUUACUCGAACAAUAGAUUCUCUUCUAUUAUGUCAAACUUCACUGCUUAUCUUCGCCAAACAGCUUAUCUCAAGUUGUCAAAAAAUAACAUUAGUGGCCAGAUACUGCAUUCAAUUUGCGAUGUAAGCAACCUCGAAGUCCUUGACCUGUCAUAUAACAACUUCAGUGGGUUCAUGCCAUCCUGCAUGAUAGAAGGCACCAGCUUGGUCGUAUUAAAUAUAAGGGAGAAUUACUUCGAAGGAAAUUUGCCGGAUAAUUUUAGUGACCACUGCAAUCUUCAAACAAUAGAUUUACAUGGCAACAAGUUUGAAGGUACGCUGCCUAGGUCUCUUUCAAACUGCUCUGACUUGGAGGUUCUUGACAUUGGAAACAAUCAAAUUGUUGAUACUUUCCCAUCCUGGGUGAGUAGGCUUUCCAAUCUGCGUGUCCUUGUUUUUAGAUCCAACCACUUCUAUGGCUCACUUGCUUAUCCUCCCAGCAAUAACAAAUUUGGGGAAUGCUUCUCAAAGUUACAAAUAAUUGAUAUUGCCUCAAAUAACUUCUCUGGCAAUUUGGAUCCACGAUGGUUUGAGAAUUUGCCAUCUAUGAUGGAUAAGUCAAAUGAUAAAGGACAACUCUUAGGCCAUCUGAUGACGCACAAUAAUGUAUACUACCAUGAUACUGUUGCAAUCACAUACAAAGGUCAAUAUGUGACAUUUGGAAAAAUAUUGACUGCGUUAACAGCAAUUGACUUCUCAAAUAAUGCAUUGGAUGGUGACAUUCCUGAAUCAACUGGAAGGCUAUUUUCUCUACAUAUACUGAGCAUGUCACAUAAUGCAUUUACAGGGAGGAUUCCACCACUAAUUGGUGGUAUGAGCCAGUUGGAAUCACUAGACCUGUCCUGGAACGAGCUUUCUGGGGAGAUUCCACAAGAGCUAACAAAUUUAACAUUUCUUGGUACCCUAAACUUGUGCGGAAACAAGCUGGAUGGAAGGAUACCACAGUCACGUCAGUUUGCCACAUUUGAGAACACUUCAUAUGAAGGGAAUACAGGGCUCUGUGGGCCACCUUUGACCAAACCAUGUGGCGAUUCAAGUAACCCAAAUGAGGUGCAAGUAAACACAUCGGGAGAUCAUGUUGAUAUCAUUUUGUUUCUCUUUGUUGGGGUGGGCUUUGGCGUUGGAUUCACAGCAGGUAUUCUGAUGAAAUGGGGGAAAAUAGGCAAAUGGUUGCAGAUUGCGUGA